AUGGACUUAGUGGCGAUUGAUUUGGAUAGUAGUGGAAUUAGAGGGGAGUACUUGGGGAAGGGUGAUUUAAGUAUGAUAAGAGGGAAUAAUGAAUGUUUGGUCUUGGGAUUGGAGUUUAUACCGGGAAUGUUAGUGGAGUGUUGGAUUUAUGUGCCGAAAGAGUACUGGUUGUACUUGUUUAGUGGUGAUGUGAAUGAAGCUGUGGUUGAUCAGAUGGGUAGAAUGGCUAGUGUGAAAGGAAUAAUGGGUCGUUUAGUGGGUUUACCAGAUGUCCAUGCUGGGAAGGGAUUUCCAGUGGGAGUAAGUGCUUGGUUUGAAGAGUUGAGUGAAGGUGGUGGAGGAGGUGAGAUUUUACCGGAAGCAAUUGGUUCGGAUGUUAAUUGUGGUGUGCGGAUUUGGCAGAGUAAUGUACGGGUUAGUGAGUUUCUGAGUAAGCAAGAGGAAGUUUUGGCUGGUAUAAAAGAGGCUGUACCUAUUCAGAUUCGUAAUGAACCGAGUAGUUUGGAUAUGAAACGGGUUCUAGUGGAAGGAUUGGGGUACUUAGAGUCGGUUGGAAUAAUUAGUCGGGAGGAUAGAUUAGGUACAGAUAUGUGUGGAGAAAUGAGUGUAUCUUCUUAUAAGAUAGUGGGUCAAAAAGCUAGGUUUCGGGGUAGUAUGCAUAUGGGUACUUUAGGAGGUGGUAAUCACUACUUGGAGUUUUUACGGAUUACAGAUAUCUUUGCUAGGGAAGAUAUUGAGUUGCUGGGAAUGAGUAAGGAAGUAGUUUAUGUAGCUGUACAUACGGGUAGUCGGGGGAUAGCAUCUCGGGCCUUAACUGAGUUUAUGUCAUCUUUAACGGCUGAGAAUGGGUUAGUUGGUGAGAAUCCAGUUCGGUUAGACGUAUGUUCAAGUAAAGGAGAGGAGUAUUUAGAGUUAGUAGCUGCUCUAGCUAAUUAUGCCUUUUGUAAUCGGACUAUGAUUGGUAAGGCGGUUGAAAAUGUACUUGGUACUAUCUUUACAGGGGCUAAACUUACACUGAUUAGUGACUCACCACAUAAUCUAAUUACUAAGGAAAAGAUCAAUACUAAACCAGUCCUUUCCCUACGUAAAGGUUCAACUAAAGUCCAUCCACCUUUUUCAGCAACUGCUAACCAACUCUUCCCAUCUAUUUCACCUGUCUUUGUAGGCGGAUCAAUGACUACUGGUGGGUACUUGAUCAAAGCCGGUCAUAAUUCCCAAGUAACUAACCACACGACCUGCCAUGGUUCCGGCCGACUAGUACGUCGUAAAGAUGCCCGCACCCAAAUUGCCCUAGCCAGCACUCUUGCCCAAAUAGAAGCCGCCGCCGUUCUAGUCCAUGCUGAUUCUUUAACCUCUCUUCCAGAAGAAUCCCAAGAUGUCUACAAGAGCAUAGAUAAAGUAGUUGAUUUUUGUGAGACCACCCAACUAUCACAAAAGAUAUGCAAGCUAACUCAACUACUCGUUCUCAAAGGAUAA
Molecule: messenger RNA, 1476 nt
Organism: Nematocida homosporus
Lineage: Eukaryota; Fungi; Microsporidia
Product: tRNA-splicing ligase RtcB (3'-phosphate/5'-hydroxy nucleic acid ligase)
Exons: 1
Coding region: 1-1476 (491 amino acids)
Biological process (GO): RNA processing
Cellular component (GO): tRNA-splicing ligase complex; nucleus
Molecular function (GO): RNA ligase (ATP) activity
Source: RefSeq, a predicted model, not a curated record